AUGUCAAGGCCAGGAGCCAACUCAGACGGUGGUGGUGCGAGGCACGACGCUUUCUCAUCGAACAGUGAUGACACCGCACCACCACUGAGCAAUGAAAUGACUGUUGAGCCACGUUUUGUUCAUCCUGAGGCGAAAGAGUUCUUCUCAAACAAGGGUUUUCUGCGAUACAUUCCCUUGUUUGGGGAGGCAGUGGAGGGAUAUGGUCCUCGACCAGUCAUCUCCAUUGCUAUGUCGUACUUCAUGUGCAAGGGUGUAUCUCAUUAUUUAAUUCGUUUAUCUCUCUUUGCAAUGUUAACACGCCGCUACGGGUUGGAUGGCACAACUUAUCAGCGUCUUGAAACUGUGGUUGCCUUGGGUUGGUCUAUUAAGCCCCUUGCAGCUAUUGCAAGUGAUAUGUUUGCAUUUUUUGGUUAUUCCAAACGAUGGUACAUGUUUGCUGCUUGUAUUAUUGGCGCCCCACUUUCUCUUACCUACGGACUUAUGCCUGCAGUCGCCUCGAGUGGUCAGAUUGUUGCAGCUCUGCUAUUUUUUAACUGCUUCACUAAGGCUGUGGUGGACAUUUUACUGGAAGGGCACUACAGCCGAAUGUUACGCCGUGUCCCUGGCCCUGGUCCAGCACUCGUUAGUUGGAUUUGGUGCUUUAUCAUGGCCGGCUCACUUGUGGCCACGGUGAUCGUGGGUCCUUUGGGUGAUGCCGGAUACCCGCAAGUUGCCGCGUUCAUCGCAGCCGGUUUUCAGCUC
Molecule: messenger RNA, 741 nt
Organism: Trypanosoma theileri
Lineage: Eukaryota; Euglenozoa; Kinetoplastea; Trypanosomatida; Trypanosomatidae
Product: pteridine transporter
Exons: 1
Source: RefSeq, a predicted model, not a curated record